CACAAAAAAAAAAAAGCCUAUCCACAAUCCACUUCUCCUCCUCCUCUUCUAUUACCAAUACCAACGAACCUUCCCCUUUCUCUCUGUCGGUUCCUCUUCUUUUUAUUUUACACUACUAAAAGACUUUGGAAUUUACUUAAAAAGUUUUCAUUUUUAUUUUUCAUAAAAGAACGAACACUUUGCUCAAUCAAAAUUCACAGUCUUCGAUCUCGCUAAAGGCGAAACCUUUCGCUCCUUAUCUGAUUCCUCUCUUGAAACCCCGGUUCCAGUUCUCGAGGGUUUUGUAAAACGAGAUUUUGAUCUCAAGUUUUGGAUCUUUGCUCAAUUUGUUAACAACAUCUCUCUGAUACUAGGUGUAUGUAAUUGCAUCAAUCCAUGGACGUUGAUAAAACGAGGAUUUCAUCUGGCUAUGCCAAGCCUCCUUGGAUUUUCAAAGGAAGUGCGUUGUACCAGAUUCAUCUUGUGAAGGCUGCAACAGCUCGAGCAUUCAUCCCCAAAGAGUUUCGACUAGUUGAAGCUUUUGGAUACACUCUUGGUGGGUUUUUCCUUGCUAGCUACGAUGAUAGUCCCGCUGGUGUCUUUGACGAGCUUGUUGUAAUUGCAGGGAUUGUAUGGAACCCUCCUACAUCAUGCGCAUGGGCUGCGAGGGUGCUUGUGAACAGCGAUGAGGCUUGUCAUCAUGGACGCAAGGUAGGAAGUAGGACUCCCAAGCCAAGUUGCAAGAUUUUCAAAAGUACUGUGUUGAGUAAAAGUGAUUUCUGUGUUUGUGAACAGAAAAUCACUGCAGUUCCAAAGCGAAAAAGGGACAGGGCUUUUGGUUUCUUGGACACAUUUGGGUUGGGAACUACUCUGGCUCAUCCUGAGGAUAUGGUGGAGGUUAAAGUUAGUGAAGUUGAUGCUGCUGCUUCUGCAGAUAUCUGCAACAUCCAAAUUAGAUCAGACGAGACCAAAGUCGGAAACUGGAUGGGACCUGCAAUCAAAAUGGCUCUCCCGAGUUUUAGUGGCAAUACAAAGUACAACUCAAACCUGCUCAAAUACUCAUGCCAUCUCCACUGCAGGGUGAGGCCGGUGAGACCUGCGGUUGUAUCAGGAGCUUCGGAAGAUGAGACAAAAUUUUUGUCAGAAUGUAAUCAGACAUCACAAGAGUCGCUUGAAAAUGAAAGGCGGUUAAGCAUUGCUGUGAUGCUAUCGAAACCAAUCAUAGCUCUUCAAUUCAAAUGCUUAACAAUGCAAGUAGAAGCUCCUGUUGUAAUUUACCCUUCAAAGUAAACACAACACUCAAAUUCCAAGAACAUACAACUUCCUUCCUACAAGAACUCUUCAGGAAGAGGAUGACCGUUCAGGAACGCCUUGAAAAGCACAAGUGAUCUCUCAGGCUGUGAGAAUGGGACCUCGUGUGAAGCUCCUCGCACCGUUGCAAAUGACAAGACAUUACCAUAGACUUGAGUCCACCCGCCAACCUGAAACACCAAAAGCAAUGUGUUAGUUUGUUUUUCAUCGUUCUCUUUGUACUAUUAGAGAAUGUUGUUUCUUUACCUGCUGUCCUGCAAACCAGACUCGAUAAGGCACACUUGUUCUCA
Molecule: messenger RNA, 1580 nt
Organism: Camelina sativa (false flax)
Lineage: Eukaryota; Viridiplantae; Streptophyta; Magnoliopsida; Brassicales; Brassicaceae
Source: RefSeq, a predicted model, not a curated record